Trichomycterus rosablanca is the source of this 2761-nucleotide messenger RNA. It is a transcript of the gene stxbp2, whose product is annotated as syntaxin binding protein 2. The record is from RefSeq and is a predicted model, not a curated record. The coding region runs from base 20 to 1804 and encodes 594 amino acids. Gene Ontology annotation, molecular function: syntaxin-1 binding; syntaxin-3 binding. NCBI's taxonomy places the organism in Eukaryota, Metazoa, Chordata, Actinopteri, Siluriformes, Trichomycteridae. The transcript is spliced from 19 exons. Gene Ontology annotation, cellular component: plasma membrane; secretory granule. Gene Ontology annotation, biological process: vesicle-mediated transport; neurotransmitter secretion; intracellular protein transport.
AUCAACACGGAAGUGUGAAAUGGCUCCGAGUGGACUGAAAGCUGUGGUGGGAGAGAAAAUCCUUAACGGAGUCCUGAAGAGUGUGAAGAAAGAUGGGGAAUGGAAGGUUCUUAUUGUCGAUCACGUCAGCAUGCGCAUUCUCUCCUCCUGCUGCAAAAUGUCUGACAUCAUGGCAGAAGGGGUAACCAUUGUGGAAGACAUUACCAAGCGCAGAGAGCCGAUCUCCAGUCUGGAGGCAAUCUACCUCAUCUCCCCUACACCAAAGUCAGUCCGUGCUCUGAUUGGAGACUUCAGGGACUCGGCAUACACUUACAAGGCUGCACACAUUUUCUUUACCGACAAUUGUCCGGAUGGUCUUUUUGCUGAGCUUGGAAAAUCAAAAGUCUCAAAGGCAAUCAAGACACUGAAGGAAAUUAAUGUCGCUUUUUUACCAUAUGAAUCCCAGGUGUUUUCUCUGGAUAAUCCUGGUUCACUGCACGCGUUCUAUAGCCCCAGUAGAACUGACCAGGGCGAACGAACCAGAAUGAUGGAGGCUGUGGCCGAGCAGAUUGCAACACUGUGUGACACACUGAAGGAGUACCCAGCUAUCCGCUACCGCCAAGGAGCAAAGGAGAACUCUGCCCUGGCUGAGAUGGUGCUGGACCGGUUGAAUGCACAUAAAGCAGACAACCCCAGUAUGGGAGAGGGUACAGAUAAAGCACGUUCCCAGCUGUUGAUCAUCGAUCGUGGCUAUGACCCAAUCACUCCGAUUCUGCAUGAGCUGACCUUUCAGGCCAUGGUCUAUGACCUGUUGAAGAUGGAUGGAGACAUCUACAGGUACAACAUGAGCGGUCUCGCAGAGGACAAGAUGAAGGAGGUUCUGCUGGAUGAGGAUGAUGAACUGUGGGUGCAGCUCAGACACAUGCACAUAGCCGACGUCUCCAAGAAAGUUACUGAACUACUGCAUACCUUUUGUGAGAGUAAGAGGAUGAACACAGACAAGGCCAACAUCAAAGAUCUAUCUCAGAUGCUGAAAAAGAUGCCACAGUACCAGAAGGAGCUAAGUCUGUACUCUACUCAUCUGAACCUGGCUGAUGCCUGCAUGCAGAAAUUCAAGAUGUCUCUGGACAAACUCUGUGAGGUGGAGCAGGACCUAGCUAUGGGCUCCAACUCUGAAGGUGAACAGCUUAAAGAUGCCAUGAAGAACAUCGUCCCUGUCCUCCUCAACACCGAGGUUCAAGCCUAUGACAAAAUUCGCAUCAUACUCCUUUACAUCUUCUACAAGAAAAAGGGCCUUACUGAAGAGAACCUCACCAAGCUCAUCCAGCAUGCCAAUGUGCAGCAGAACAGCAACAUCAUCACCAACUUGCAGCAUUUGGGAUGCCCCAUCAUCACUGGUGGUGCUAAUGCUGGGAAUUCUCUGCCAGUUAGGAAAGAGCGGACUGAAAGCACAUACCAGCUGUCCCGCUGGACCCCUAUCAUCAAAGAUAUCAUGGAGGACAUAAUUGAGGACAAGCUGGACCGAAAAAAGUGGCCAUUCCUCUCUGAUCCUGCUCCUAUCACCACCACUCAGACUGUAGUAAGCAGUGCUCGCUUUGGACACUGGCACAAAAACAAGGCUGCUACAGAGUACCGCUCUGGCCCUCGACUCAUCAUCUUCGUGAUCGGUGGGGUGACGUAUUCAGAGAUGCGCUCAGCUUAUGAAGUGACCCGUGCGACUGAAGGCAAAUGGGAGGUCCUGAUUGGUUCAUCCCACAUUCUCACCCCAACCAGUUUUCUUGAGGAUUUAAAGACACUGGACCAGCCAGCACAAGCAUCAGCUUAGCAGUAAAGCAUUGAAAACCUAGCAUUGAGAGAACCCAUUACCCAUCCAUGGUUUUACAUUUAAUCCUGAGUAGUAACCUGAUCCUUUACACUCUUUUAAAGUUUCCUUGUUUUAAUAGUUAGAAGCAUAUUCAGUAACGUAUGUAUAUAUUCAUGCUAUUUAAUUAAUUUAAAAUGAUUUGUAUGACUGUAAUGCCUGUAAUUGAAAACUAUUCAGUAAGCCGGAGCGACAUUUCUUGCUAGUAUACAGACAACCACUUUUUCUGUUUUUUUUGCUAACUUUACUGACACUGAAGCAUAUAGAGCUGUGAUUAUAUACACUGGAUACCUGGGUAAUACACUGUAGCUUCCUUUACUGUCACUUUUUUUAUUUAUUUAUACAGUAUACUGCUAUUGUCUGUACUGCCUGAGUAGCUUCUCUAGCUAACAGAUGAAGGCUAAAGUGACCAAACUUUUGUGCUAUGUCACUGUUUUUUCUAUAAAGAGGGAGAUACUGCUUUAGCUUCAGCCUGAGUUACUGUGAGCGUCGUGUUAUUGCUUAGAUCAGUUCCUUGCCACUUUGAUCAAAGUUUUAUGUAAUCAGAAGCCUUGGGAUCGAACUGUUUGACUAAAAAAAUGUUGGUCACUGUAAGUUCACUUAACAUAACCGGCUCAAUGAGCCAACUUAACCAACAACACAUUACUUUUAUACAGAGAAAUGUUAAAGACAUUGAUUGCCAAAUGCUGUGGUGAGCGGAGCAGCAUAAAAUGCUUAUUAUUUGAAAGUAGUUGUAAAAAUGAAGCACGUUUUACUGUUUCUUCCAUGUUCUGUUGAUCGGUUGAUUUUUUUUUUUGUGGUGGACUCUCUCACUUUCUUUCUUUUCUUUUUUUGUUGUUUUUCUUAUAUUAAACUGAUGCACUUUGUAUAAAUGUGUAAUUUCUGGUUAAAUAAUAAAUAAAGUUAAAGCAUCUAAAGUUU